CCAACCAGAAUAGUUGGUAGGCUUCUUUCACCAGUUUAUAAUUUCAUGAUGCCUACUAAAGUUACUAAAGGACAGCUAGCUUCAUUUUUGAGCAAUAACCCCCAUGACGCUUGUGUGCACGGUCAUUUUGAUGGGUGCUUGUCAUGAAAUACGAGGAAAUCUUCGCUCACGGUGAAACGAUGAUUCCUAGUCAAACUGGGUUCCAGAAGUUGUGACCCAUACCCCUGUGACAAGAUUGACAAGGCUAUGAGUCUCAUCCCAUCAGCACCUUGAACGGAAGCUCAUGGCAGCUGGCGGGGUGGAGUAUGACGAGGUGAAGCAAACAAUCUUCACAGCAGGUGCUGGAAAUGCGCUGCAGGCUGCUGUAGCAUCCAUAGUGCGGAUGCCAUUGGAGGAGGUUCCUAAUUUCAUUGAGGACGCCGCAGGCUAUGAACAGGCUUGCAACACUUGGCUGGCGAAGCGCGAGCAGCUGCUACGAAAAAUCCCGCUGGAAGAUGAUGGAAGGCUUCCUGACAAAGAGAUGGAACAAUGUGUCGGAAAACUUUGCAUUUUGCGCGGAGUCUCCCCGCGUGGUGACCAUGGACACGUGGUGGUGGCGCGGGUGACAGCUGACGGCGAGUUUGAGUUGCUUCACGAUCCCUUCCCGGAAGCGGACCCGGAGGGUCCAAUGCUGCGACGACCCUUUGCCUGGGCCGGAGUGAUUCUGCCCAAGUGAAAAA
Molecule: messenger RNA, 719 nt
Organism: Cladocopium goreaui
Lineage: Eukaryota; Dinophyceae; Suessiales; Symbiodiniaceae
Source: the annotation of a GenBank genome assembly